AUGACACAGCAUAAAUGGGUUUCGAUUCCAUCCGAAGGAAUCGGUUCAAUUCCGCGUCCCGACAAUUUACUUGAAGCGACAAUUGGCUAUGAAAGUGAUGUUGUACCACGUGAAGUUCUGUAUCAAACUCAACUAAAUGCAACUGAAACUACUCUACGGGAAUUGGAUGAACUAACUCAUUCAGAAGUGCUUACUGAUGGUGAACAAACAAAACCAUCGUUUCUGACCUAUCCGAUUUAUGAGCUAAUUAAUAAAUCUUAUCGUUUUGAUGAUAAAUGUUUUAAAAUCACAUUUAGCGAUGGCCAUGUUCGAACAUUACCGCGUCUAAUUAAAGCACCAUUUCAAUAUGCAACGUAUGCUCACAAAUAUUUAGAUGUUGCCAAAAAGUUCACGAAAAAGCCGAUUAAACAAGCUAUUAUUACAGCAUCAGCAUUAUCCAUGGUCUACUUACCUACAUUAUUCAACAUGACGGCAAUUGAAAACUAUUCGAGAGAAGAAUUUCUUCAAGAUUUAUGUAAUGAAUGUGAAAAAGAUAUUCGAUUGUGCUUAACUCAUGGUGCACAUACUGUUCAAUUAGAUUUCACUGAAGCUCGUCUCUCAUUGAAGAUAGAUCCUACCGGUCACCUACUGAAAGAAUUUAUUAGCAUCAAUAAUCGGGUUUUGGAUCGUUUUACGCCGGAAGAGCAAAAAAAAAUUGGUGUUCAUGUGUGCCCAGGUGGUGAUUGUGAUUCAUAUCAUUCAUACAAAAUUGAUUAUACACUGGUAUUACCUGAUUUAUUUCAAUUACAUCUGAGAAAUUUUUAUUUACAAUUAUCAUCGGAAAAAGAUCGUGUGAAAAUAUUGAACUGUAUCAAACAAUAUAUGAAACCUCAUCAUCGAAUUUUCGUUGGUGUCAUCGAUCCCAUCAAUCCGGAAAUCGAAACUGCGCAAGCUGUACGUGAUCGAAUUUUGGAAGCUGCUCAAUAUAUACCAUUAGAACAAAUGGGAACAACAGAUGAUUGCGGUUAUUCUCCGUUUGCUGAUGACCGAUCAAGAUCAAGAAAAACAUGUUAUGAAAAAGUAAAAGCGAGAAUACAAGGUACAAAAUUAGCAGAACAAAUAUUAAAUUUUGGACGAGCUUAA
Molecule: messenger RNA, 1122 nt
Organism: Didymodactylos carnosus
Lineage: Eukaryota; Metazoa; Rotifera; Eurotatoria; Philodinida; Philodinidae
Source: the annotation of a GenBank genome assembly